UCUCACACACAAGUCAUAAUGACCGAGGCGGGGGAUCAAGCCUGCGGACUCGAGAGAUGGUGACGCUACGGCAGAGGUGAAGAAAUACGAUCAAACACUAACGCGACGGGUACUCGGACAGACUCCGAGUGAAUAAAAGAUGUUGUUUGGGAUAAAAACCGGCGAUAUAGAACCUCUGUUUCCGCAACAGAAAGCACUGGAAGAGAGUUUAGUCGGUCCUCAUUCAUCGGCAGAGUUUCAACGAAAAGUGUGCAACCUGUCACACGGCUGAGUCAAAGAGUCUCACUGUAAACAAUAGCAGUCAUAGUUUUACAGACACUGAGGCGGGGGUUCAUGUGAACAUACCGCGGCUGCAUUUAUUCUCCGUUUAUCAUAGUAUAGUUGAUCGCUGCAUUUCUAGGCUGUCGAAAGCGCACCAACUUGCUCAGGAUGAUGCAGGUGAAAAAACACAGGAGCUCCGAGGACUCUCAACGGGAUGACAUGAAGAAAAAGACUUCAUGUUUUUCGAAUAUUAAGAUAUUUUUAGUGGCGGAAUGUGCUCUGAUGUUAGCACAGGGCACAGUGGGGGCAUACUUGGUGAGUGUGCUGACCACGUUAGAGCGGCGCUUCAAUCUUCAGAGUGCUGAUGUGGGUGUAAUUGCCAGCAGCUUUGAGAUCGGCAACCUGGCCCUUAUUCUGUUCGUUAGUUAUUUUGGUGCCAAAGCCCAUCGUCCACGAUUAAUUGGCUGCGGAGGCAUUGUCAUGGCUCUGGGAGCCCUGCUCUCUGCAUUACCUGAAUUCCUCGCCAGUCAAUACAAGAUCACAGACUCCUGGAGCAAGGAUCAGGGCCGGGAUGUGUGCUCGAACACCUCAAAAGUUGAUGAACUGUGUGGGAAUAGAGCCAAUACCAACAUGAUGUACCUGCUUCUUAUUGGAGCACAGGUUCUACUGGGUAUAGGGGCCACGCCCGUGCAGCCCCUGGGUGUGUCCUACAUAGAUGAUCAUGUACGGAAGAAAGACUCCUCUCUGUAUAUAGGUAUACUGUUUUCCACACUGGUAUUUGGACCUGCUUGUGGUUUUAUCCUGGGAUCUGUCUGCACCAACUUUUAUGUGGACGCUUUAUUCAUCGAUACAACUAAGCUGGACAUCACCCCUGAUGACCCUCGAUGGAUCGGAGCAUGGUGGGGCGGAUUUCUUCUUUGCGGUGUCUUACUCUUCUUCUCCUCCCUCUUCAUGUUUGGUUUCCCCCAGUCUCUGCCAGGCCGGGAGGUGGAGGGAGGGGUUGAGAGCGAACAGGCCAUGCUGCCCCCUUCUUUAGCUCAAGAUAAUGACAAAUCCAAGUCCAGCAAUGGAGUCCUGCGGAACUGCCAGCCCAACAACAACAGCCUGUCCUGCUGCCAACAGCUCAGAGUUAUUCCCAAGGUGACUAAGCAUCUGCUGUCAAACCCAGUGUUUACGUGUAUCAUCUUAGCUGCCUGUAUGGAGAUUGCUGUUGUCGCUGGUUUUGCUGCCUUUCUGGGAAAAUAUCUGGAGCAACAGUUCAACCUCACCACCACCUCUGCCAACCAGCUGUUAGGGAUGACAGCCAUUCCAUGUGCCUGUCUGGGUAUAUUCUUGGGUGGUUUGCUGGUGAAGAAACUGAACCUGUCUGCUCUGGGAGCGAUCCGUAUGGCCAUGCUGGUCAAUUUGAUCUCCACUGCCUGUUACGUGUCUUUCCUGUUCCUGGGCUGUGACACAGGACCUGUUGCUGGGGUGACCGUCGCCUAUAGCAACGAGACACUUCAAGCAGGCCAGUGGCUGGAAGCCCCCUGCAUGAGUCAUUGUAACUGCUACACUUCAUCUGUUAGCCCUGUUUGUGGCUCCAAUGGUGUGACCUACUUGUCCUCCUGUUUCGCUGGCUGCAGAAAUGCCAUCAGCACUGGACUACCACCUCCUUUCUCACAGAACCUAACUGGGUGUGCAUGCAUCUCUGGAUACAGUGACUUCGCCACAGCUGUGCCAGGCAAAUGUCCUCGCCCUGGCUGCCGAGAGGCCUUCCUCACCUUCCUGUGUGUGAUUUGUGCCUGCAGUAUGAUCGGAGCCAUGGCACAGACUCCCUCUGUCAUCAUUCUCAUCAGAACUGUGAGCCCAGAGCUGAAGUCAUAUGCCCUUGGAGUUCUUUUUCUGCUACUGCGGCUGUUAGGAUUCAUUCCCCCUCCUUUGAUAUUUGGUGCGGGAAUCGACUCCACAUGCCUUUUUUGGAGCUCUGAGUGUGGGGAGAAAGGCGCCUGUAUGUUGUAUGACAACAUGACGUACCGACACCUGUACGUCAGCAUGACCAUAGUCCUCAAGAUCGUCGCUUUCAUCCUCUACACAACCACCUGGCAGUGCUUGCGCAGAAACUACAAGAAAUACAUUAAAAACUUUGAGGGAUAUGUUACGCCCACUGAAAUAUUCUCAUCCAGCGUGAAUCUUGACAGUCUGGGAAAGGACAGCAGUCAAAGCCAAGUCAACAGGACUAAAUUUAUAUACAACCUGGAAGAUCAUGAAUGGUGUGAAAACAUGGAGUCCGUUUUAUAGUGGGGUAUGCCACCCACAUGCUAAUUCAAGCAUAAUUCUAUUGAAGGAUCUUUAUUAUGUCUUUAUUCUUUUUAUAAAGAAACGUUUUUUCUUUUGCUCCAGGAUGUACAGACCUGUUGCAGCACUUCACUCUUAUUUCAUGCAAACUGUUCUACUGGGUCCACUUUGUUUUUAAAAGUACUUUCCAAUAAGGUUUUUGUCCAGUGCCAAUAAACUGCUGUAGUUGUUCAUUCAAGGCAUCUACUCUAAUUGAUGGACUGUGUGACAAACUAAUGCAAUGGCAAAAAUGACUUUCCCACUUUUUCUCCACAUUUUAUCAAAAUGAACAAGCUUAACUCACCAUCCAUCAUCAAGCUCUGAUUUACCCUGGUAAAAUAAGGUCCCCAAAGCUGCUGGUUCAUGUUCUCAGUAUCUACAACCCAAUCCGUUAUUAUCAUGAGGAUCAUGUCAGUACAAAACAUCACGCCUUGACCAAAUGGUACUUACAUGUAAUUCAAUUGUAUACUGUGGCAUGGGGGGGGGGGCGUGGUCAUGUGUCAGUCUGCGGGAGAGGGAGAGCAGUAUGUUGAUAAUGACAGUUACCGUCGUGUGUAUGUGUGAAAGAGAGCAAUUUAAAGAACUGACCUUGAAGCUGCUUCAUUAUCAACAUAAAAAGGGUAAUGUUUUUCAGAAGCUCUGUCUGCGGUAGCUUUCUGGUCACUCUCUUCCCCUCUCUGAUGCUCUGGCGUGCCUUUUAAGUCUCCCUCUGCCAUCACUAUAAUGAGAGACAGGUGUUAGAGAUAAUUAUGAAACAGGUGACAAGCCUUACCGCUCUCCCUCUCCCGCAGACUGACACAUGACCACGCCCCCACCCCCUCCCCCACCCAUUGCCACAUAUACAUAAUGCAAUUCUAUACUACAUAUGAAAACAAUAUCAGAUAUUUCUCAAAACUUUCGUUUGAUUUGCAUUCAGAGGGGUGUUUGAGAGAUGUGUUUCCUUUUGAAGUGCUUUUGCAGCAUUUGCAUUCUGCUGUUAAUUUAUAUUCUUUACUAAGCUCUAAAAUGUAAUUGCUAUUGAGAUAUAUACUGUACAUUAUUAUCAUAUUUAUACAUUUGUGCAAUAGUGGGAGAGUGUAUUUGAAAAAAAGCCAGAGAAGUUUUGUCUAUAUAGAUAUGUUUGUCAUUAGAUUUUUAGGGAUGAUGAAGACAAACUUUUUUAUCUAUUAAUGAAUAUAGAAUGCCUCUUUAUCCAGAUGACAGUAAUGAAAUGUAAGGGAAUAGACUAUAGGAAUACUGAGACUGAAAACAGAGGAUAUGUAUUAAAAAAAAAAAAAAAAAAAAAAGGACUUUUAAUGAAGUGGCAAAAUAACGUUGACAUUUAUGAGUAGUGCUUUCAACUUUUAACCCCUCGCUUAACAAAUAACAUGACAUACUAAUUAAUGCUGGGCCCUGAUAGUUUUGAAUUUGGAAAAAAAGUUAUAAUGUUGUGUGUAAAAUGUGUUUUACCUUUAAGAGCAAUUUACUAUUUGGAUUGAGAUUUAAAUAUUUUAUUUCACUUAUUGCAAUAAGAAGUGGCACUUUGGGUGCUUCAGCAGAUUUGAUAUAGUGGUGUACACAUAAAGCACUUUUGGAUGAAAAUGGUUUAUGAUUAUUUAUUUUUUUUAACUACACAUUUUUCAAUAUUCUUUUUGAAUCGGUCUUGUUUUACAGGCAAAGGUGUUACUGCAGAUACAUUUAAGCAGUCUCUUUUUCAUGUAAUUUUUGUAUGGCAAAAUAACUAUUAUUUUAUUCAGCAAAUAAAUUAUUUUUCAGAAAAGCAAUCUCA
Molecule: messenger RNA, 4342 nt
Organism: Myxocyprinus asiaticus (Chinese sucker)
Lineage: Eukaryota; Metazoa; Chordata; Actinopteri; Cypriniformes; Catostomidae
Gene: slco3a1a
Product: solute carrier organic anion transporter family member 3A1a
Exons: 10
Coding region: 430-2538 (702 amino acids)
Biological process (GO): transmembrane transport; sodium-independent organic anion transport; prostaglandin transport
Cellular component (GO): membrane
Molecular function (GO): protein binding
Source: RefSeq, a predicted model, not a curated record